GAGGUUGGCACCGAAAGUGCGGUGGACAGAGGCAAGUCAACCAAGUCGUUCUUGAUGUCGUUGUUUGAGGCUGACGACCACCACAGUGUCGAAGGCCUCGACACCUUCAAUGCCUGCUACGGCGGAACAAACGCUCUCUUCAGUACCACAAACUGGAUUCAUGGUGCGUAUGGUAUUGUCGUCUGUUCCGACCCGGCGAUUCACCCAGAUCCUGCCCAUAUUUCUGGCAUUGGAGCCUCCUCAAUAUCUCUGGUCGUGGCCGCGUAG
Aureococcus anophagefferens is the source of this 267-nucleotide messenger RNA. RefSeq lists its product as hypothetical. Gene Ontology annotation, biological process: acetyl-CoA metabolic process. The record is from RefSeq and is a predicted model, not a curated record. Lineage: Eukaryota; Pelagophyceae; Pelagomonadales; Pelagomonadaceae. Gene Ontology annotation, molecular function: hydroxymethylglutaryl-CoA synthase activity. The transcript is spliced from 2 exons. The annotation marks the transcript as partial.